This is a messenger RNA of Paramacrobiotus metropolitanus, 1442 nucleotides long. RefSeq names its product acidic leucine-rich nuclear phosphoprotein 32 family member B-like. The record is from RefSeq and is a predicted model, not a curated record. Gene Ontology annotation, cellular component: nucleus. The transcript is spliced from 3 exons. The coding region runs from base 450 to 1187 and encodes 245 amino acids. Lineage: Eukaryota; Metazoa; Tardigrada; Eutardigrada; Parachela; Macrobiotidae. Gene Ontology annotation, molecular function: histone binding.
ACUACGGACUACGGCCCAUAAGAAACGGUGCUUAUAUGCAGGACUGUAGCCCAUUCAAACGGACCAAAGUCUAUGGGCGACCGCCCAUAUACAGGGGGGUGCGGGUGGCAGUUACUUUUGGCAGUCAACCACCAUGAGUAUGCAGUUACUUACUACUGAAUUGCCCAAAUUCACAGCACGGUCGUACAAUAUUACACUGACAUCCAACCACCUUCGCGUACGCAGUUACCAGCUUUUGCACAUUUUCACAGCAGACUGGUGCGAAUUUUCGCUAACGGCUCCUGUGAAUUUUCGUUCUCAGUAUUGCCGUAGCGUGGGGUCCACUAUAAAACGAUAUGUACAAUGCACUGCAGAUUAUCCCCAGUUUUUAAAGUACAUACUAUAACUGCUUUUAUACGCAGCUUCACGUUUACUUUGCGUUGUAUUAGUUGUAUUCUGUUUGUUACAUUAUGUUUCGUUCACCUGUGUACACUGCUGUCAACAUGUAUGCCUACCUGUGGGACCAGCCUGAUGAUGCUAAGACCAUCAUCCUGGAUGAGUUCCCUCUUGCCGAUUUCCGUGACGUACCGCUCGCUCGCUUCACGGACCUGCAGUGCCUGUCCGCUAACGCCUGUGGAUUGUCGUCUUUGCUUGGUCUGUCUACGUUGCCUAACCUGACGUACCUACAGCUCAACGACAACCAGUUGGGUUUCUACGCGGAGAACCCCCACUUUGAGAUCCUGGCAACCGCGACACCAAACCUGAAGCGACUGACUUUAGCCAACAACGGGAUUAGCAGCGUGGAUUUCUUGGAGCCGCUGAAGAACUUGCCCACGCUCCAUACCGUGGAUUUGUACUGCAACAGCGUUAACCGGACCCACUCCCGUUACCUGAUCCGCGCAAUCCCACAGGUUAUGCGAUGGAGUGGAGACGAUGGCGACGUGGAUAGCGAGAGCGAUGAAGAAAUGAACGAGCCCGAGUCGGACCAUGGCGAGGAGGAGGAGGAGGAUGACGAUGCGUCGAUGGCUGGCUCAGACCAUACUUGGUUGCUGUCGGACGAUGAUGUGGACCACAUCUCGGACUCUGCCUCGGAACCGGAUUUGGAUGAAUUGACCUCGGAAGCGGACGCGGGUGAGAUCCCGGACUCGGCCUCGGAACAAGACGGCGACAACCUGGAGAGCGACGACGACGUUGUUAUGCUGAACUAGUUAGGUGUCUUAUUUGCGUUAUUCCUGUUUUCACCCCCUCGGGGACCCCCUCGGUAAUCAUACAACGGGUGUUAUGUAUUCUUUUCUUUGUUACUGCUUGUACGAUUGUUUAUUGCUCUGUUCCUGUUCUCACUCCCGGAUAACUCCUCGGAAACCGUACACGGUCUUACGUGUUUUCUCUAAUUGUUGCUUCUUAUUUUUCUGUAUUUAUGUUAUUGGUAGUACGUUGCGCUCGUACGUGUGAAGAAAAAGCAA